This is a messenger RNA of Falco peregrinus (peregrine falcon), 3884 nucleotides long. RefSeq lists its product as uncharacterized. Lineage: Eukaryota; Metazoa; Chordata; Aves; Falconiformes; Falconidae. The transcript has 20 exons. Bases 38 to 1978 code for a protein of 646 amino acids. The record is from RefSeq and is a predicted model, not a curated record.
GCCAGGGGCGGCGCCCACGAGCCCGCCCGCCGCCACCAUGAGCUGGGCCGCGCUGCUGGGGCUCCGGGGGCCGCGGCUGCUGGGGGCCGCCGCCCGCCCGGCCCGCCGGGGCCGGUGGCGCAGCACCGGUUGCGAGCCCCCGGCGGGCGCCGCGGUGCGCAUCGGCUGCGCCUCGGGCUUCUGGGGGGACACGGCCACCGCAGUGCCGCAGCUGCUGUACGGAGGGAAGCUGGAUUUCCUCGUCUUCGAUUAUCUCUCCGAAAUCACCAUGUCAUUGCUGACGGCUGCCAAAGCCCGGUCUCCCGGUUUGGGUUACACUCCGGAUUUUGUCUCCGCUGCCAUGGCUCCCUAUAUAAAAGAUAUUCACAGGAAAGGUGUUCGUGUCAUCAGUAAUGCUGGUGGAAUUAAUCCACUUGCUUGUGCAGCUGCCCUUGGGGAGGUGGCAAAGAAGGCAGAUGUUGAUUUGAAAAUAGCUGUUGUUGCUGGAGAUGACCUAAUGAGUGAGAAAGAGAACCUCAAAGGAGCUGGUAUCACUGAUACAGAGAGUGGCAAACCAUUUCCAGAGAGUGUUCAUAGCAUGAAUGUGUAUCUUGGUGCAAGACCAAUAAGCAGGGCUCUUGACCUUGGCGCCGAUAUUGUUGUGACGGGUAGAUGUGUUGACAGUGGGAUUGUAUUAGGACCACUCAUUCAUUCUUUUGGCUGGAAUAGGGAUGAAUUUGACUUGCUAGCUGCGGGAAGCCUUGCAGGUCAUCUCAUUGAAUGUGGUGCUCAGUGUACAGGUGGAAUAUUCACUGACUGGCAUGCGGUACCCGACUGGCACAACAUAGGCUUUCCCAUUGUAGAAUGUUCCUCUGAAGGAGACUUUAUUCUUUCCAAACCACCAGACACAGGGGGACUAGUAUCGUUUGGCACUGUAGCUGAGCAGUUGGUGUAUGAAUUGGGCAAUCCUCAGCACUAUCUUUUACCAGAUGUCACAUGUGACUUUUCCGAAGUUUCCAUCACUGAAAUUCCAGGUUUUGACGGUGGGGCAGUGAAAGUUCAUGGAGCAAAAGGAUCGCCUCCUUCAACGUUUUAUAAGGUAAAUGCCACUUACCUUGAUGGCUUCAGAGCUACUGCUGUCUGUCCGGUGGGAGGUCCAAAGGCAGUAGAAAAAGGAAGACGCACUGCGGAAAGUAUUCUGCAAAGGACUCGUCUUAUUUUCAGUCAGCUUGGGUAUGAAGAUUACAGUGCAGUUAACAUACAGGUUUUAGGGUCCGAAGAUACAUAUGGACCUCAUGCUAGAAGGAGUAUAGAUGGUCAGGGUCCUCGGGAAGCUGUUAUUUGGCUUGCUGUACACCAUAAGCAAAAAGAAGCUGUAGAGAUCUUCUCCAGAGAAAUUGCACCAGCUGGAACUGGCAUGGCACCUGGCCUCACUGGCAUUGUUGGAGGGCGCCCCAGAGUGUCUCCAGUUUUGAAGCCAUUUUUCUUCUAUUAUCCCAAAAGCAAUGUUCAGAUCAACCUGUUUUUAAAUGGUCAGCAUGUGGAGACAUUUGAGGAGGAUCUCACAUUUACGUCAGAUGAGGUUGUUUCCUCUGAUCCACCUAAGAGGAGCAGUGAAUUGAAAGACCUGCCAAGCGGUCCACAUACUUACCGCUUAGAAGAUCUUGCCUAUACUAGAAGUGGAGAUAAAGGCAAUUCUGCGAACAUAGGUGUGAUAGCACGGCAUCCCCUCUACUAUCCGUACCUAAAGAAAACUUUAACAGCCGAAGCCCUGGAGAAUUACUUCAAACACCUUUUAAAGCAAGAAGAACCUGUAAAAGAGCUGGUAACAAGAUACGAGUUGCCAGGAAUCCAUGGAUUAAACUUUGUUCUGAAGAAUUCCCUUGGUGGUGGUGGCAUAGCAUCCCUAAGAAGUGACCCACAGGGCAAAGCACUUGGACAGAUGCUGUUGGAUUUCCAGAUUAAAAAUGUUCCCGAUUUAAAAUCCCUGAUAGAGUAACAGGUGUUUAAUACAUAUGCUUUUAACACUGAGUGGUAUAAAAACACGUUAUAAACAAGAACGGGCUUCUUGAGUGAGAUAUAUUUUAGUGUGGGGUUGGUUGUUGGGGGUUUUUUUAAGUCAAAGAGUAGCAAUUAGUGACAGUUAUCUCUCAGAGGCUUAGCUAUAUGGCACAGAUUAGAAAAUGUUUUGAGUAAUACCAGACUAAUGGCUUUGUCUGUGACUGAUAACAUUUCCUGUGUGGAUAAUACAUUGGAUGAAGAAUUAAUUUAUUUCCUGUAAAAUAGAAUUAAUCACAUUGCAACAUAACAUUUAAUUAUGAGACGAGAUAAUCUUUGGUCCAAGAUGGAAAUUGUCUCCUGUUCAGUCCGUCUCGCUUUCCCUUCUCUCAAUCUUUAUUGGAAAAUUAAAUGGACCAGCGUCGUUGAGCUCGUGGCAGCUGCGUUUGUCCUGCACGCAGAGUGUGUCUGGGCAACCUGCUGUGCAUCGUGGCGGAGUCAGCACCGUCUGGUACUGGGUGACAGCCUUCCCCAGCGGGCAGUAAGGAAAAGUUGGCGUUGUUACUGUUCCAGAGUGACUGGUAGUAAAUGCUGACCUUUGGUGGUAAUCCACCGAGCUUCUAGCACUUUGCCCAAUUAAAGGCAGGCUUUAUUAUUACAGCUCCUAACAUCUCUUACUGAUUAAUCUAUCAGUUUCAAUUUACAACUUUCAACUGAUAGAUUAAUCAGUAAGAGAUUGCAGAUCUCUGUGUGGGAAUAAAUCUGGAGAUGAGGAGAGUGCAGUGAGCUAGUCCGCCUGCUCGUGCUCUCUCGUGGUGGUGCAUUCCUGGCAGGGAGGCGGUGCGCCUGGUGGUGGAGGGAUACCUCGUUUUGUUUCAGGGCUGUUAAGUCCUCGUUUGCUGCAGCAGAGUUCCACCUGGAUUGAAUUCUGGACUGUCAUUUGCAUUGCCCUUCCCACAGAAGGGUCCACAAACUUUCCACAGAAAGGUCUGUCUCCUGCUGCAAAGGAAUACCCUGUUUGAACGCAGCGUGCUCCAUCCCUUUCCGGAUUGCGCCAUCACCUCCCCGGCUCCCCUCCUGCACAACAUGACUGGCAUGUUCAAAUUCGGGUACUCCUGAACCUCUUGACCUGAUUAGGCAGAAACUUAAAAAUCUGUAUCAUACCUCCUGGGACAACAUUGUGGUGGAAAUUCUGGCCCAAUGACUAACUGUAUUUCUUCUGCAGAAGCCGUAGAAAUACUACUCCACAGGUUCAGGCAUUUUAUAUUCCCAAGCUAAUAUUUUCAUUUAUUUUGGGGGGACUGUAUUAAUUGUUUAGUGCUGACAAAAUGAGACUACUCAGAUAAAAUCAGGAAAAUGAGUAUUUUUUUGUCACCAAAACUGUUAGUUGUUCCUAAAUCUCAAUCUGUGCUAUCACUACUAUUAAUUUGCUAGUCUCUUGCUUGCUAAUGAGGACUAUAAAGUUAAUUGUUCCCACCUUUUCUGUGGUUUUGCUCAUUUGAAUGGAAGGUAUCGUAAGUGAACACUUUACCCAUCUAAAUAUAUUACUCUCUUAGCGAGUCCUAAGUGCUGUGUAUACAGCAUGAUUCAGUCUAGUUGUAAAAAAUGAGUCAUUACUUCAUUGCAGAAAAAUAUCUAACUUAACUUCAAAGGGAAAAUGGCAUGCUGGCUUUAUUAUGUUUACAGUUAUUGAUUGUUAGAAAACUCUUGUUAAUAACUUGGAAGCCUGUUAGUUUAGCAAGACACAGAGGUAUUGAAAGGAAACAAAGUGGGAGACCCAAGUAGCAAACCUACAAGGAUAAAAAGGCUACAGUAAAUAUUUGCAGUUCACUCGAUAAGCUGUUUAAGUGACUGUAACUGUGUAUACAAUUAUUUUUGAAUAAAAGUGAACAUUUAUGAAGUAUAAA